Punica granatum (pomegranate) is the source of this 1034-nucleotide messenger RNA. The record is from RefSeq and is a predicted model, not a curated record. Lineage: Eukaryota; Viridiplantae; Streptophyta; Magnoliopsida; Myrtales; Lythraceae.
CGUCUCUGAUGAGUUGAUGAUGUUUUUACGAUUUUGAGGCAGUCGCGAAUUCCCAGCGGAGGUGAUCGCCGGAGAAUCACUCCAAUGGCGACUGAGUCGUCGGAGGGAGAGGAAGAAGGGAAGCUGACCGGCGGUAGUCCCGUGCUCUCAGAGGACGAUGACCUAAGAGAGAAGGGGAAGAAGGCUUCGUGGAGUGUGAGCUCCUGGAAGUCCGGCAAUGGCGUCUCUUCUCUCCGCGACGACAGCCUCGAGACCUAUUGGCAAUCCGACGGUGCUCAGCCCCAUUUUGUGAAUGUUCACUUUGAGAAGAAAGUCAAGCUUCAACUGGUUGUGCUGUACGUGGAUUAUAAGCUCGACGAGAGCUAUACGCCCAGUAAGGUUUCUGUUCGAGCUGGAGAUGGGUUCCACAGUUUGAAGGAGAUAAGGAGCGUGGAAUUGGUCGAGCCGACUGGCUGGGUCUAUAUAUCCCUUUCGGGGAAUGAUCCCCGGGAAACCUUUGUCAACACUUUUAUGUUGCAAAUAGCUGUUCUAUCAAAUCAUCUAAAUGGAAGAGAUACCCAUGUGCGCCAGAUCAAAGUUUACGGCCCUAGACCGAAUCCAAUACCCUGCCAGCGAUUUCAAUUCACCUCACCAGAAUUCAAUACAUAUGCUUUUGUGAGAUAACACAAGUAAAAUCCUGAUGAACCCCUAAGGGUUGGUAAGAGUGAUAGGACGUGUGUGCGAUUCGUGGGAAUUAUACGAGGUCUUGGGCCGGAAAUUCCCACAAGUUUAUGUGUGCCAAACUUGGAGACCAAGUAAGCUUGCAGUGUAUGUAUAUUUGUACAUAUCUCUCCAUUUUGAGAAACUUGAGUGUUUCUGCUUGUCCUCGCGUUUUAUUUGUCCGUGUAAGUGGGAGGUAUAUGACUCUGUUUUUAUAAUCUUGGACAGGUCAACAUUUGAUUUACAUCAGAAAAUUACCCUGUGAUUCAUGGUACAUAUGUACAAAACUUUUGUUUGCCACAUUGUUGAAUUUGUGAAAUGUUAAUCUGCUAAAA